CUGAAACGUUCAGCUAACUUUUAGGCAUCUGAAACUGAUUUUUUAGUAUCGCUUGUGAAGAAGCACAAAUCAGUAAUAGAAUGUAUGAAAACCGAUACCGUAAAUGCAAAAAUGAAAAAAGAAGCAUGGAUCAUUAUUCAAGAUGAGUAUAAUAGCCAGUCCAUUGAAAAUCUCCGUACGGCACUAAUCUUGAAAAAUAAAUAUAACAACGUCAAGCAAGUAGUAAAAAAGCAUUGUGCCGAUGAAAGGGUAUUCCGUCGGGGCACUGGAGGUGGACCAACUAGAUUGUUUCCUGAAUCAUCAACUGCUACGACAGUAGGAGAAAUGUUACAAACUAAGAUGACAGGUGAACCUACAGUUUUUGAUUCAGACUAUGUUAAUGAUACGUGGGAAACUAAUCUGAUGGAAAAUGAAAACAAUGACUGUUUUAAUGAUGAACAAAUUAUAACUGUCAAUUUUGAAGACCCAGAGGAAAGUGAAUCAGUAUGCACACCGCAUAUAUCAGCAUAUUUAAAAUCUACACCACCUUUAAUAGCCACUAGUACUUCUGCAGCUUCAGGGGGUAUGCAUUUUUUUAAUAAAUUAUACAUUAAAACAUGUUAGGUAACACUAGAACUGUUAAAAAAUUAACAAUUGGUAUAUAAUUCAUAAGAAUACCAAAUAUAGAUCAUAAUAAAUUUGUCUGCAUUAUUUUGAAAUAUUGUU
Messenger RNA from Metopolophium dirhodum (rose-grain aphid), 705 nucleotides. RefSeq lists its product as uncharacterized. The coding region runs from base 85 to 603 and encodes 172 amino acids. The transcript has 3 exons. Lineage: Eukaryota; Metazoa; Arthropoda; Insecta; Hemiptera; Aphididae. The record is from RefSeq and is a predicted model, not a curated record.